Molecule: messenger RNA, 2373 nt
Organism: Mucor mucedo
Lineage: Eukaryota; Fungi; Mucoromycota; Mucoromycetes; Mucorales; Mucoraceae
Exons: 6
Coding region: 1-2373 (790 amino acids)
Source: RefSeq, a predicted model, not a curated record
AUGGGUUGCGAGCGGCUAUGUGUAUACGCAGAUUCCGAACAUAAAACGAAUAACAUUUAUUACAUACAUGACGAAGAAGUACUUUCUGCUGUUGAGAAUAUCAAAAAACAUGCAUUGGUUUCAAGAAAGCCCGAAAAAAUCAAUGAAUUUGUCGAUGAAUUGUUUAAGCAAAGAGCUUACUGGAUAAGACAAUACACCGAUAAGUUUCCUCAUAUGGGCAAUUAUACAACCAGUCCUGCGGAAGCUGCACAUAGUGCACUUAAAGGAAACAAUAGGGCUAUUGUUAAGUGCACUAUGCCUAAGACAUUUGUGCAGCUUGAUAUGGUUCUCAAAAACCAAAAGGUCAAAAGCAACAUGGACAAAUGCUUUUCGAAGAUUUCGUGUGAUCCAUCAUUGAUUGGAAAUCCAAUGUACGCAAAAAUCCUCAAGGUUGUCAGCGCUUACGCCAUUAAAAAGAUAAGGGAGCAAGUAAAUCUUUUUUACGAUGAGAUGAAGAAGAAUAACUUAAGGCCAUGCACUGGUGUCUUCAAAAGUACCAUGAAACUUCCGUGCAGACACACGAUUUUUGACGAAGAAUACAAAAAAAUUAUAGAAGGUGGCAGUGGCAAUGUAUCAAAUACACAAGCCAGAUCAGACAUUUUUGUUUUGCUUUCUUCGGUUGACAUAAGAUGGCAUAUCAAUAAGGGGAAUGCUGAUAAACAAAUCGCACCCACAGCCGCAACCGAAAGUACAGACAUGUAUGCAGAUGCAACCGAGACGGAGAUAACUAUCUUCAAAUUAAAGACGGCAUUAGAUUCAAUUAAAUUCAAGCAUGUCAAGGACGAGAAGCUUGAUUUAAUUCGUAAUUUGACGUCGGACUUGGUCAAGCUUCAAGACAUUGAGAUUAUCCAGCCUCCUCAAAAAAAAACGAAGGACUCAAACUUGCCAUCCAGUCAAAAAGUGGCCAAAUCAGGACGGAUGCUGUCUCAAGGCGAAGCAGUGGAUGUCGAUGUCCACAAAGAAGCGAAAAUUAAAAAGCUGCAACAAAAGAAGGCUUUGCCAAAACCCGUUUUGACAAGUCAAAUGCUGGAAAAGGGCGCCAGUCUCCAGGGCAAAGAAGUUACCAAGCCCCACCAUCAUGUCCUUCAAGCUUGUAUGCCCAAGUUCAUGAUCGGUCAUGUUGCUUUGGUGACAGAUGUUGAUGGAGAUGGAAACUGCGGCUUCCGAACCAUAGCUGCAUCAGUUGGAAAAGAAGUUGUUCUAAGAACAGCAAUUUCUGUUGGUGUUGAAGUCAAUGAUAACUAUGAAAGAGAUGAAGAUUUCUACAUGUAUGUUAGAAAAUCUCUGUAUAAUCAUCUAAUCAGCAACAAAAAGCACUACCUUUCGUACAUUUUUGCUGAUUGUUUCAUGGAGUAUGAAGAAUUAUUAAAACGUAUUCACUUAUCGUAUAGAGGUGGUUGUGAAAUCAGCAAUUGGAUGAUCAUGAACUCCACAGCAGCAACCGCAAAAACAGCACCAUUAAAAACAACUGCUCGACUUGUUUCCGAUACGAUUCUAUGCAAGCCCAAACGUGUAGUCUUGCCCCCUCUUCCUCCACAGUCACCCUUUAUUUUGAAAACCUUGGAAAAAAUGCGUAACCUAGCUACGCCUGCAAUCACAACGCUUUCCUGCUUCAAGUGCCAAAAGCACAUUUUCCAAGACGGUGACCAGGAUACGUCUAUGUUCAAAGAAUACACUGAAAUCGACAUCUUAACAAAGGAGCUUGAUAAAAAAAAAGUAAAUGCGGAAAACAACCGCUACGAAAGAAAAUACAAAAAACUUAAAGGUGAAUGGCACAAAUUAAACAAUAAGCUUAACCCAAGAUUAGAUGAAUUCUGCAAGUCCCAUAAAAUCCAGGAAUUUCUGCCAACAAUUACCAAGUACAACUGUCUAAGUGUUGAUUUUGAAUCACUUAAACGUCGCGCCUUCGAGUUGGUCAAUAGUGGAAUUGUCCAGAAACUAGUUUCGGGGGAAAUCAAAAGUAUAUUUAAAUCUAAAGCUGGUCAAGAUAACUCCGGAACGCAAGCCAAGCUUAAACACUUUGUCCACUUUGAACAAAACAAAAAACAGAUCAUGCCUGGGUAUUAUGGCCCGAAAGGCUUUGAGGUCAUUGGUCAUGCGGCACUUCGUCGAUUUAACCAGGAUGAGUACAAAAAUUCUGAAGUCAAGAAAUCAACCUCUUUCAGACACCACGAAUUUCUUACAAUUAUUGUCAAUCCCGAAAUCGCUUGUCGAAUAAUCGCUGAAGAUCAAGGUGUGUCACUCGAAGAUGCUGCCAAAAUUAUGAUUGAAACUUAUGAAAUUGGUUCACUUUUAAACCCUUUCGACUUCACAGCCGAUUUUGAAGAAGAUUAG